UCACUGACGACACGACUUUAGGUUGCCCACCGAUGGUGCAGGGGUCCCUUGCUCCCGUCCUGCAGCAGUUGCCAGGAACUGCUUAACCCAUCAUCGGUCUCGUGUGAUUUGAUGGGCGACUACAUGGGUACAGUGACAGGUGCACGUACUGUAUCGUGCACGCAUGACUUGCAUUCCAGUGUGCCAUAUCUGGAUUGCAACCAUGAAUACCGUGGUAACCAUGACAGGGGAGUGGCUAGUGGCGGGUACUUAGGUAUAAGAAGGCCUGGGAUGGCCUCCAUCAGCAUCGCCCUGCUACCCUUCCUCCUGUCUCCCACCCCACGAAACCUCCUCCUAUUCACUCACAAUAGACAUGGCACCAGCUGAGCCAAAUACUCUCCCCUUCCAGGCCAAGGGGCAGGAGCCUCAUUUUCCAGAGGAGCUUGAGGGUUGGAAAGGCUAUAUCGAAUGGGAGAAAUACCCCGAGAAGAAAAAGGAGGCAGAGGCCAUACUCGACAGAUAUGACUUCCCUGAUCCCCCUGAAUACCAACUGCAACACGUGCCGCCCAACAACCCGCUGCUAACGGGCGAAAGGUUUAAGCAAUACCAUUAUGCACUGGGGCCCACAGUGGCGUCUAUUCCAGACAUCAGUUGGAAUUACGUCCUCGAGGAAAAGUCAAAGGAUAUGAUCCACGUUCUCCAAUUCCCAUACAACGGAGAACCGCCUCGGGACCGCCUCGUCGAGAACCCCAUCACCUCCAACGCUGACUUUUUUGUUCGCAACCAUGGGGGAGUUCCUGAAAUCGACGCCGACAGGUACACUCUCGAAAUCGGUGGCUUUGUCAAAGAGCCCAAACGUAUCACCCUCGCUGAACUGCAGAACGAGGACUUGUUCCCGCGCAAGACAAUGACAGUGUCACUGCAGUGCUCGGGCACCCGUCGCAUAGAGCAAAUUCGAAAAUAUCCAGGCGACGGCGAUGAACUCAUCAACGCGCCCUGGGGAGAGGGUGCCAUAGGGACCGCCACCUGGACCGGUGUCUCGCUCAAGAAGGUCAUUAAAUACUGCGGCGGCCUGACCCCGGAGGCCAAGGCGGGUCACCUUGAGUUCUUCGGUGCGGACACCUAUUUCAAGAAGAAACGGGUCAUGAACUACCGCGUCUCUGUGCCUUGGCGAAAGGUCAAAGCCAACGAAGUUCUUCUGGCUUGGGAGAUGAACGGGAAGCCGCUUCCGCGCAUCCACGGCUACCCACUACGGACAGUCGUCUGCGGUUACAUCGGUGCCCGGAGUUGCAAGUGGCUGUAUCGAAUCGACGCCAUCUCGGAGCCGUCGCUCGCACCCGUCCAGAGGAAAGAGUACCUGUACUACACCACUCAGGUGGGCAAGCAGAACUCGAUGUACUCGAAUGGCUUCAGCAUUCAGGACAUGCCUGUUAGUAGCGCCAUCAUGUCGCCCGUGGAGAAGGACCAGAUUAUCCACGACGGCAAGAUCAAGCUCAGGGGAUGGGCCUACAGCGGAGGCGGCCGCUGGCCUGUUCGUGUGGAGGUCAGUGGUGAUGGCGGUAGCAUCUGGUAUGAAGUGCCCUAUGACAAGAUGAGCAAGAAGUACUACCAUGCAUGGAGGCUCUGGGAGCUAGAGAUGCCGGUCGAUGCAGAGGGCUGGCUGGAGUUCUGCGUCCGGACCUGGGAUAAUGCUCUAAACACACAACCUACUUUUACCCGCUCGGCUUGGAACUGGGACCUUCACGUCACCAUCAACCGUUCGCGGCCCGCCACUGCGGCGAGGCUGAAGAUGCUGGAGGAGAAGGGCCUGUCCAUCAUUCCCAUCACAAAACCACUGGAGUUUGAUCUUGAGACUGACGACGAGUGGCGUGCUAACAUGGAGGCGCGGGAUGGUAGGGAUCCAGAGGAGUAG
Molecule: messenger RNA, 1891 nt
Organism: Diaporthe batatas
Lineage: Eukaryota; Fungi; Ascomycota; Sordariomycetes; Diaporthales; Diaporthaceae
Exons: 3
Coding region: 353-1891 (512 amino acids)
Cellular component (GO): mitochondrion
Molecular function (GO): oxidoreductase activity; molybdenum ion binding
Source: RefSeq, a predicted model, not a curated record